This is a messenger RNA of Chaetomium fimeti, 678 nucleotides long. Its product is annotated as Pre-rRNA-processing protein TSR2-domain-containing protein. The transcript has 2 exons. Gene Ontology annotation, cellular component: nucleus. The record is from RefSeq and is a predicted model, not a curated record. NCBI's taxonomy places the organism in Eukaryota, Fungi, Ascomycota, Sordariomycetes, Sordariales, Chaetomiaceae. Gene Ontology annotation, biological process: maturation of SSU-rRNA from tricistronic rRNA transcript (SSU-rRNA, 5.8S rRNA, LSU-rRNA). The coding region runs from base 1 to 678 and encodes 225 amino acids.
AUGGCCAGCACCUCCAACCCCAGUCCGGCAACCUGCCAAGCGACCUUCGAGCAAGGCGUCGCCAUAUCCCUGCAUCUGUGGGAGGCCCUCGCGCUCGCGGUGCAGAACAACUGGGGCGGUCCCGACUCGGCCGACAAGCGGGACUGGUUCGCGGGGGCCGUCGUGGAGCUCUUCCCCGACGUGUCCAAGCUCACGCCCGCGCAACUGCAGCAAAAGACAACAACAGCAAAACAAAACCAGGCUGCCCCCUCGCAACAGCAAUCACAGAGCGCGCAGAAUGGGAGCGUCGAGGAGGCGGACCAGGCCGACGUCGAGUCGGUGCUGCUGCAGGUGAUGGUGGACGAGUUCGAGGUCAACGUGGACGACGACUCGGCGUUCGAGCUGGCGGAGCAGGUGGUGCGGCUGCGCGGGGACUGUCUCAAGGGCAAGUUCGACGAGGUGGAGGCGCUGCGGCGGCGGUGGGAGGGCAAGAAGGGGAACAAGGUCGUCUUUAAGAAGGCGGAGGACCAGGACAACGAGACGGAUUGGGAUACGGAUUCCGGGGACGACGAUGAGGAGGAGGAGGAGGGUGGGGAUGUUGAAAUGAGUGAUGCGCCCGCGCCGCCGCCGAGGAGGGAACGGCAGGAGCCGGAGGUGGACGAGGAUGGGUUUACCAAGGUUACGAAGAAGAAGAGGUAG